Plenodomus lingam JN3 is the source of this 765-nucleotide messenger RNA. RefSeq lists its product as uncharacterized. The record is from RefSeq and is a predicted model, not a curated record. Lineage: Eukaryota; Fungi; Ascomycota; Dothideomycetes; Pleosporales; Leptosphaeriaceae.
AUGCAUUUUUUCGCCCUUUUCCUCCUUUUCAUCACCACUGUCCCCCAAACCCUCGCUCACUGGAACUAUGACCGAAUUAUCGUCAACGGCAAAAUCAUCGGAUCCCCGUACCAAUACAUCCGCAAAUCCAACAACACCAACGCCCCCCUCCAAAACGUAAACUCCACAGACAUGCGCUGCAACUCCGGUGCCUCCUCCGGUACCCUUCUCCACACGCAGACGUACACAGUAACCGCAGGCAACCGCCUCGGCUUCGCAAUCCACGACACAUUCGGUCACCCUGGCCCCCAACAAGUCUACCUUUCCAAAGCACCAGGCUCGGCCGCAGCAUACGACGGCAGCGGAGACUGGGUCAGGAUCUACAGUCUGACGUAUUCGCUGAAUGCGAGUGCAGGUGCGAGCGACGGCUUGCUGAAGUGGGCUACGCACCGCGCGCGAACCUUUAAUUUCAGAUUGCCCUCGGAAUUGCAAGCUGGAGAGUAUCUCUUGCGCGCCGAGGGUCUUGCGCUUCACGCAGCGCAUAAGCCGGACAAGGCGCAAUUCUACGUCGCGUGUGCGCAGAUCAAGGUUUUGGGGUCUGGUCAUUCUGUGCCUGGACCGACAGUCAGGUUCCCGGGUGGCUACGCGUGGGACUCGACUGGUGUGUUGAUUCCGGGUUUCUGGAGCAAGAUUACGAAUUAUACGGCUCCGGGUCCGGCCUUGUGGCCUGAGGGGACAGUGGAAGCGCAUGUGUUGGAUGGAGUCAGGAAAGUGGGUGCUGAUUGA